CCAAAAAUAAAAAAAUGAAGAGGAUUGGAUUCCAAAUAAAAUGUUGCAACGAUGUUUUUACUAAGCGACGUAGUUUUUCUCCUGCUUCUCAGCGUUAAUUAAUAUUUAUCAAAGAGUGCAGGGUCCAAAAGGUCGCUUCGUAUUCACCUGGGCCCAAAAAAAAAAAAAAAAAAAAGGGCUCGCAUCACGAGUAGCUGAUAACAAUGGAAGGUGGGAUAAGGUGCUCAACGAACUAUGUUCCUCUGUCUCCAAUUAGCUUCUUGGAGCGAUCGGCGAUUGUUUACAGAGACAGAACCUCCGUCGUCUACGGAAGUGUCCGUUUCACAUGGCGCCAGACGCUUGAACGGUGCAAAAGACUUGCUUCCGCUCUUGUUCAAUUGGGAAUUUCUCCUGGAGAUGUGGUUGCUGCAUUGGCUCCAAAUAUUCCAGCAAUGUAUGAGCUACAUUUUGGUGUUCCAAUGGCAGGGGCAGUUCUCUGUACGCUUAACACACGCCUUGAUUCUGCAAUGAUAUCAGUAUUACUGAAACAUUCAGAGGCUAAAAUCAUAUUUGUGGACUACCAAUUAAUCCAUGUUGCCCAGGGAGCAAUUGAUAUAUUAUCAAAGACGAGGACCAAUUUACCUCUUCUAGUAGUAAUUCAGGAAUUGGAUCAACCGUCUCCUGAUGUCAGCAGAUCUAGGGACUUUGAAUAUGAGAGUCUAUUAGCAAGGGAAAGAGUGGAUUUUGAGGUCAGACGUCCAAAAGAUGAAUGGGAUCCUAUUUCACUCAACUACACUUCAGGCACCACAUCAAACCCGAAGGGUGUCAUAUAUAGCCAUAGAGGUGCUUAUCUCAAUUCUCUAGCAACAAUUCUUUUCAAUGAGAUGCUCUCAAUGCCUGUGUAUUUAUGGUGUGUUCCCAUGUUUCACUGCAAUGGUUGGUGUCUCCCUUGGGGAGUGGCUGCUCAGGGGGGCACAAAUGUCUGCCAAAGGAAUGUUACUGCGAAAGGAAUAUUUGACCAAAUUUCUCAGCAUAAAGUGACCCACAUGGGUGGUGCUCCAACAGUUUUGAAUAUGAUUAUAAAUGCACCAGAAAAUGACCGGAAGCCACUUCCAGGAAAGGUGACAGUUAUGACAGGAGGUGCUCCACCACCGUCACAAGUACUUUUCAAGAUGGAGGAACUAGGAUUUGGUGUAAUUCACUCAUAUGGUUUGACAGAAACUUAUGGUCCUGGAACAAUAUGCACUUGGAAGCCUGAAUGGGACUCUCUGUCUCGUGAAUCGCAGGCAAAGCUCAAAGCCAGACAGGGGUUACAACAUAUUGGCAUGGAGGAAUUAGAUGUAAAAGACCCUGUUACCCUAAAGAGUGUGCCACCUGAUGCCAAAACCAUGGGUGAGGUUAUGUUUAGAGGGAAUACUGUGAUGAAUGGAUAUUUGAAAGAUGUUAAAGCAACAAAAGAUGCCUUUAAUGGUGGAUGGCUGCGAAGUGGGGACUUGGGGGUGAAACAUCCAGAUGGUUACAUUGAACUAAAGGACCGUUUGAAGGAUAUUAUCAUUUCUGGAGGUGAAAAUAUUAGCACAAUUGAGGUGGAAUCUGUGCUCUAUACUCAUCCAGCAGUUCUUGAAGCAGCGAUUGUAGGACGACCUGAUGAUUAUUGGGGCGAGACGCCCUGUGCAUUUGUGAAGCUGAAGGAUGAGUUCAACACCUGUGCAGAGGAGAUCAUCAAUUUCUGUAGGAGUCAUUUGCCACAUUACAUGGCUCCUCGAACUGUUGUUUUCGAUGAUCUGCCAAAGACUGCAACUGGGAAGGUUCAAAAGUAUGUUUUGAGGCAGAAAGCUAAAGCCAUGGGAAGCCUUUCCAAAAAGAGUAAGAGCAAACUGUAAGGCACCUAUAACAAUGAUUGUUACUGGAAUGAUGCAUUUCCUGUGUCCUAGAAAUACCAUGAACAUAUAUUUUUAGAAGCUCAUGUAGCCAUGCGCAAAGUAAAUAAUUCUUUUUCUUUUCUGGUAAACUUGAUGGACUUGAAUUGUAAUUAUGGUGUGUUUUAUAAUAGAUUCGUUGGAGUCUAGCACAGUUGUUGA
This is a messenger RNA of Ziziphus jujuba (common jujube), 2060 nucleotides long. RefSeq names its product butanoate--CoA ligase AAE1. The record is from RefSeq and is a predicted model, not a curated record. Lineage: Eukaryota; Viridiplantae; Streptophyta; Magnoliopsida; Rosales; Rhamnaceae. The transcript has 2 exons. The coding region runs from base 204 to 1862 and encodes 552 amino acids.